AUGUCUGGCAAUUUCGACUUCCCACCAGCAUCCUCGACCUCCAACCCACCCGCACACCGGGACAAUUUCCCUGCACGCAUCCAAGAGCUUCGCCAGGUCUUCCAGCGAGAACGUGAGCGGACCCGAGUCAACCUCGAAGCCGAGGCUGCACAUCGGCGUGAGCAUCGCGAGUCACCGUCAAUGCCACCGCGCCGAGCCCGCUCGUCGAGACCUACCCCGCGGAUCCCAUCGUGGAGGGAAAUGGCAGCCAGGAACGCCGAGCAGAACGCGAACGCCGAGCAGAACGCAAACCCCGCUCCCCCUGCCCCGCCAGAGUCUGUUACGAACUCCCUUCGACGCAGGCCACGAGCUGCGCCAAGUGAGCGAUUCAACAGCUUGCGCCGUCUCAGACAGCACCGUGAGCAGAGCAGCAGCUUGACUGAGCUGCAGGAGGCCGGAGAGCGUCUCGCUCAGCUGAGCUCCAACCUGACGAGUCUUCUCGACGAGCCGCUCCAGCUGCCAGACAUCUCCCGGCUCGAAGCUCCCACAGAGCCAGACACCGACCGACCGAGACUUAAGCGAAGAAAGCUGGAUCAUGACAGCGGCGACACAGGCUUCCAGGCCGUCAAGUACGGCUACUUUGGGCAGGUCGUCCCCGGCCGGCUGAAGAUGGAGAUCGUCAGCUGUGACGGCGGAGAGUACUCGGCAGAUUCCACUGCUCUAUACAGGGCCGAGAAUGUGCUCAGGAACGACAAAAGCGUCUACUGCACGAAGAGCUCGAGAUGCAAUCUUGUGCUCGGACACCAAGGCGAAACGACCUUUGACUUGCAAAAGCUUGUCAUAAAAGCGCCCGGGCGAGGCUUCACCGCUCCGUGGGUCUCCUUCGACACCCCAUACAGAGCCGCGGCUGACGUGUACAAUACAUAUAGCGUGCAAGAGGGGAUGAUCUUCGUGUCCAUGGCCCAAGACAAGCUGCUCAGCAGCACCUCGCAGUACGAGAUCCAGUACCUCGACCCGUCCACCGCGCCGCCAUUACGCUCCGCACCUGCACGGAACCGAGAAGAACAGCUCACGCUGCUGGAGAGCCUCCGCGACCCGGAAGUCCAAGCAGCAUACAGCAGGCGUGCAAACCAGCUCCGCCAAGCCGCGCAUCCAAGGGGAGUGGCACGACCACGAAGCCACGAAGACCUCUUCCUCCCCACAGUAUCCGACAACAGCAACAGCACCUACGACGUCUGCGACUGGCCCGCCUUUCGCGCCCCAGCACAGCCGUCCACACCCCGCGUGGACCUCCCACCCAUCACCCAGCCCUUCACCGUCUCCACCGACACCGACGACGAGCCGAGCGACGAGGAUGAGUCCAGCGCAGCCACCAUCGCGGACCGGCUGAGGCGCGACAGCAGAUGGCGGCCCCAGUCCGACAGCGACACGGACGAGGACGACGAGAUGCGCCCGCUGAACAUGACCAGGUACUGGGUGGAGCGGAUGCCGGCUGGGCCGUUGGGGUAUGUCAGGGCCAUCCAGCGGACCGCGCCGAGCCGGUUCCAGGUUCGGGAGGCGCCGGGUGCGGCGGGGGAGGGGGGAGAGGAGGUCCCGGCGCCGCAUGCGAGGUUCUUUAUCGAGAAGGGGAAGAGUCGGAUUACGGUCAGGUUUGAUCCGCCUGUCUCGGGCAGGUUCAUCCUCCUAAAGCUCUGGAGCCCACUCGCACACGGCGGCAACAUCGACAUCCAGAGCGUAACCGCCUACGGGUUCGCGGGGCCAAGAUAUUUCCCAGCCAUUGAGUUAAGGUAG
Coniosporium apollinis CBS 100218 is the source of this 1770-nucleotide messenger RNA. RefSeq lists its product as uncharacterized. The record is from RefSeq and is a predicted model, not a curated record. The transcript has 2 exons. Bases 1 to 1770 code for a protein of 589 amino acids. NCBI's taxonomy places the organism in Eukaryota, Fungi, Ascomycota, Dothideomycetes.